Molecule: messenger RNA, 3636 nt
Organism: Arvicanthis niloticus (Nile rat)
Lineage: Eukaryota; Metazoa; Chordata; Mammalia; Rodentia; Muridae
Gene: Crppa
Product: CDP-L-ribitol pyrophosphorylase A
Biological process (GO): isoprenoid biosynthetic process; protein O-linked glycosylation via mannose
Cellular component (GO): cytosol
Molecular function (GO): D-ribitol-5-phosphate cytidylyltransferase activity
Source: RefSeq, a predicted model, not a curated record
UAUGCUUUCCAUUGGCACAGUGGAUAAAAAUAAUGAGAUUUAAUAUUAUAACUGGGCAAUUUCAAUCCUCAAGUUUUUUUUUUUUAUGUCUCUAAUUUAGCUAUUGAUGGGUGAAGAUUGAUAAUAUACAUGGUCAAAUAAUUCCUUAUCCUUUGUCAUUAUUCAAUCAGCGAUUCGUUCACUAAGUAUUAGGACCCUGUCACAUUCCUGAAGCUGGGCGUACAACCCAAACCAAAAGCAAAGCUAGGACGGACAUGCUCUUGAGAGUUUUACAUUUCAGAUCCUGAAUACAAUGGUGCUUGACAUUCAGAGUACCCAUUCUAUUUCAUCAACAUUUCCCAGAAGGACAGCACUAAAUAAGGGCCAGAAGAGCACCAGGCCUGAAACUUCUCAACGCUCGUUGCACCUCUAAACCGAAGAUUUAUAGUUGCCUUGCCAUCACUGGCUGUGCAGUCUUACACAAGUUAGCGCCCAUGUUCCCCUGUCAGUGAAAAUGACCGCUAGUGAGUUUUUUGUUUUGUUUUUGUUAAUGGGAGAUGUGUGUUGAUUAUUCAGCAGUUAGUGUGGUUGCUGUCUUCCCCUUGCCCAAUAGAAUGACCUGCGGGAAUCUGUCCUGGCUGCACACAGUCAAAUCUUAAAAUUUGAGAGUGGAAUACAGGGUUCAGGGACACUGUUUGGUGGUUCAAAUUUGCAGACGGGUCUGAGACUCAACCCUGCAGUCUGGAUUCUACUUUCCCUAGCCAUUCAUCUUUCCACUUGGUAGAUAGACUCAGGGUGCAUCUGUGGGUAACCAAAUUCUUAGGACUGAGGUGCACACAUCUGGGUCUUGAACUGUAUGUACCUUGAAGACAAAUAUUUCCCACUUAUCUAGAAUGGGGCCCGUGACUGUGUUGGGCUUAGCUGCCUGUGUGUGACUGUCAAAUAUGUAAGGACUGCCACUGCUGCCUCAGCUCGGCCUGCCCGGAGGGAUAGAGGGAAGAGCAGGAAGAGCUCUGCCUUGGGGCGCUGGGCCCGGGCUGGGAAGACAGGCUUGUUGGCUCCCUCCGCGAUCAGCACCCGAGGCCACCUUCCCCGAGUUCCCUCGGCGCGUUUCCUCGCCCAGCCCGACCGGUGAUCGUGGCCUCGGGCCGGUGUUGGUGUCUUGCUCUCGGUUUCCAUCUGCACCUCGGGGUUCUGCGCUCUGCUCGCCAUGGAGCCCGGGCCGUGCAGCAGGCCCGCUGAGCCUGGGCAUUGCGUGAGCGGCUCGGCGGUCGCAGGCUCAGCAUUCCCGGCGUCCCCAUUGUCCGCUGCCUGGGCGGAGCCCGGGAGUCGCCCUGGAACCGUGGCCGCCGUGCUGCCGGCUGGGGGUUGCGGGGAAAGGAUGGGCGUCCGCACCCCGAAGCAGUUCUGCCGGGUUCUGGAGAGGCCGCUCAUCAGCUACACUCUGCAGGCCAUGGAGAGAGUAUGCUGGAUAAAGGACAUUGUUGUGACGGUGACAGGGGAGAACAUGGAAGCAAUGAGAAGUAUUAUCCAGAGGUAUGGGCAUAAGCGCAUCUCACUAGCUGAGGCUGGAGCCACGCGCCACAGAUCAAUUUUCAAUGGACUGAAAGCCCUGGCAGAAGAUCAGCCAGACUGUAAACUCACUAAGCCAGAAGUUGUGAUUAUCCAUGAUGCCGUGAGACCUUUUGUUGAGGAAGAUAUCCUCCUGAGAGUUGUCCUAGCAGCCAAGGAACAUGGGGCAGCAGGAGCAAUUCGACCCCUGGUGUCCACUGUCAUCAGUCCCUCUGCUGAUGGUCACUUAGACCACUCACUGGACCGUGCCAAGCAUAGGGCAAGCGAAAUGCCCCAGGCUUUUCUCUUUGAUGUGAUCUAUGAAGCAUAUCAGCAGUGUAGUGAUUUUGACUUGGAAUUUGGAACAGAGUGCUUGCAGUUGGCUCUAAAAUACAGCCACAGGAAAGCAAAACUUGUAGAAGGGUCCCCUGACCUGUGGAAGGUGACCUACAAACAAGAUCUGUGUGCAGCUGAGGCCAUGAUUAAGGAGAAAAUUUCACAAGAGAUCUGUGUGGUCAUGAACACAAAAGAUGAAGAAGAAUCUGUAGGACAUCUUCUUGAGGAAGUGCUAAGAAAGGAACUAAAUUGUAUUAACGUCACAUCCACAGUUAUGGAUCACACAGGCGGAGACAUUAAGAAUUUCACAGACCAAUGCUACAGUUUCAUCUAUGUGAAUGUUGUGUCCUCUGAUAGUCAAGAAACCAGGAAGUUACUGAGUAUAUUUGAAGAGAGCAGCCUUCCUCUUCUGUAUCCCGUAGUUGUCGUUUUGGUGCACUGCUUUGACUUCACAUUUGUACCUCUCGCUCAGAAGAUGGAAAGCCUGAUGUGGAUUAGGGAAUUAGCAAAGGAAGUGAGAGAAAGGAAUAUUCUAUUGAGUGGGCUUCUCCUAAAUUACUCACAGGAUGAGCAGAAGCUACAAGAGAGUUUAAGACAAAGUGCAGCCAUCAUAGCUGCUUUAGUUAAGGAGAGAAAUUCUGCACUCGUUGGGCAGCUCCUGGUGGCAUGAAGAACACAGACAAAUCAUCUAUAAGCUUCCAAAGACACCCCCUUCCUCACCUCAGUGUCUCUUCCUUGUGCAUAGAAUAUUUUAGUUGUUUUCUUUAUCUUGCCACUUAUUGGAUGUGAUACUUAGGUUGUGAAAAUGGGUUAAUGUUUGUGUCCAUGAAAUUAUGUGUCAAAUAAAAGUGGCUCCAACCAGAAAAGGAUAAAUAAAUGGGAAAUACUGCUUUCAUGUAAAGAAUCUGUUCACUACUGCAGCAAGUCCAAUUGAAAUGGUAAGGUGAGCCAUUCCUUCAAGGAUGACAGUUUAGACAGCUUGCCUGCUAAGUCUAUGCUAAUUAACAUAUUGGUCACAUUAUGGUGGAGCUAAUGAAUAUGCUUCAGAAUUAGUCCUACUUCUAAAGUCAUCAUCUUACUAUGUGAUAAUGUAUCUCUUCAGCUUGUUUUGGAAUUCACUACACCUUAUAAAGAGAAGGGAGCUGGGAAAUCGGUUUAGUGGAGAAGCUCUCACCUAGUAUGGAUGGAGCAAUAUCACACAAGAGAAAAAAAAAAAAAGAACCAUGCUGGUAAAUAUUGGGCAGAAACAGGAAAGAAGGUGUCUUCAGUUUUCUUCUUCUUUGUCUCUUAUUGCUCUCAAUUUCUAGAGAUCUCUGAAGAGAAUGAGACCCACUCUUUUAUCAGUUUUACAUUGUAUCUUGUCUUUGGCUUAUGAGAGGUUAUGCUGACACCAUUUUAAAGAGUCUCUACUUCUUCUGGGUUUCAGAAAUGUCUGGGAGAGCUUCAUGAAAGUUGAGUUGAGUCCAUGCCCAUGGUCUUCUGAAAGACAGGGAGGCCAGUUUUGUGGAGUUAGCUAAUCUUGAUGCAGGAAUGGUGGCCUUGCUAAAUCAAGAUUUCAUUCUUUGCAGUUUCAAUUGGCCAUACAUAAUAUUGUCCUUUAUGUUGCAUUUAAUACUUUUAUAUAUGUACAGUUGUUAAGAUGUUACAUACAUUUUUAUUGAAAUAUGUUAAAUCAGAACACACUAGAACUUACACUGGAUGAAGAAAUUAUAAAAUCUGCAUGAAGUGUGUUUACUCAGGAUUGUCAAUAAAUGUGUCUACUUUCUGAAA